AUGCUGAAAAAAAAGAAGGAGUGUUAUACUGUCGAUUCGGAGGAAAAAAACUUGAAGAAAAAAAGCACUUCUACUAAAACGUCAACACUGAAAAAGAAAAAUAUUUCUGGUAAUGGAGAAGAGAGAGAAGAAAAGGAAGAGGUAAUGUGCGAAUUUAAGAAUAAGAAUGAGUCAGAAGAAAACGAAACGAAUAAUGUUGCAAAGCAAUGCAGCGUCGUUGAAAAAAAAAAAAAAAGAAGCGAUAAUUAUGAGAACAAAAAUGGAAAAGGUAAAGAAGAGAAAAUAAAUAUAAAAGAGGCUAUUAUAAAAAAUGUGCGAGUUCCUGAUAAUUAUGAAAUUAAACAUUUGAUAGGACGUGGUUCUUAUGGUUACGUAUAUUUAGCAUAUGAUAAAAAUACAAAUAAGAAUGUAGCUAUUAAGAAGGUAAACAGAAUGUUUGAAGAUCUAAUAGAUUGUAAAAGAAUAUUAAGAGAAAUAACUAUAUUAAAUAGAUUGAAUAGUGAUUAUGUUAUAAGACUCUGCGAUUUGGUAGUACCUGAAGAUUUAUUAAAAUUUGACGAGUUAUAUAUAGUCUUAGAAAUAGCAGAUUCUGAUUUAAAGAAAUUAUUUAAAACACCCAUAUAUUUAACAGAAGAACAUGUAAAAACUAUUUUAUACAAUUUGUUAUUAGGAGAAAAAUAUAUUCACGAGUCAGGUAUUAUACAUAGGGAUUUAAAACCAGCUAACUGUUUAUUGAAUCAAGACUGCUCAGUUAAGAUAUGUGAUUUUGGACUAGCUAGAACAAUAAAUUAUGAGCAAGACAUCCAUAUCGUUAAAGAUGUAGAAGAAAAAGAAGAAAAUGAAGAGCCAGGUCCUCAUAACAAAAAUUUAAAAAAACAGUUAACGAGCCAUGUAGUUACAAGAUGGUAUAGAGCACCUGAACUCAUUUUACUUCAAGAAAAUUACACAAAAUCUAUUGAUAUAUGGUCAACUGGAUGCAUAUUUGCAGAGUUAUUAAAUAUGAUGAAAUGUCAUAUAAACAAUCCAACGAACCGUUUCCCCUUAUUUCCUGGAUCGUCUUGUUUUCCUUUGUCACCUGAUCACAAUUCUAAAAAAGUACAUGAAAAAAGUAACAGAGAUCAGUUAAAUGUUAUUUUUAAUGUAAUAGGUACCCCAACAGAAGAUGAUUUGAAAAGUAUUAAUAAAGACGAAGUCAUUAAAUAUAUUAAGUUAUUCCCUCCUCGAGAAGGUAUUGACUUAAAAAAUAAAUUUCCUUCUAUAUCUGAGGAAGGAAUUGAUUUGCUAGAAUCUAUGUUAAGGUUUAAUGCAAAAAAAAGAAUUACCAUAGAUAAUGCUUUGAGUCACCCAUAUUUAAAAGACGUGAGAAAAAAACAUUUAGAAAAAUUUUCUACAGAAAAAAUUAUACUUCCUUUCGAUGACUGGAUGAUAUUAUCUGAGACUCAGCUAAGAUAUAUUUUUCUAAAAGAAAUUCAGUCCUUUCAUUCGGACCUCGUUAUACCAUCCAAAUUGACUAUACACGAAAAUAAAUUUUAUAAUACAGGAGAGCUCAAAAAUUAG
Molecule: messenger RNA, 1557 nt
Organism: Plasmodium malariae
Lineage: Eukaryota; Apicomplexa; Aconoidasida; Haemosporida; Plasmodiidae
Gene: MAPK2
Product: mitogen-activated protein kinase 2, putative
Exons: 1
Coding region: 1-1557 (518 amino acids)
Biological process (GO): intracellular signal transduction; protein phosphorylation
Cellular component (GO): cytoplasm; nucleus
Molecular function (GO): ATP binding; MAP kinase activity
Source: RefSeq, a predicted model, not a curated record